This is a messenger RNA of Callorhinchus milii (elephant shark), 1338 nucleotides long. Its product is annotated as aquaporin-3-like. Gene Ontology annotation, molecular function: urea transmembrane transporter activity; glycerol channel activity; water channel activity. Gene Ontology annotation, cellular component: plasma membrane; basolateral plasma membrane. Gene Ontology annotation, biological process: glycerol transmembrane transport; water transport. Bases 66 to 950 code for a protein of 294 amino acids. The transcript is spliced from 7 exons. Lineage: Eukaryota; Metazoa; Chordata; Chondrichthyes; Chimaeriformes; Callorhinchidae. The record is from RefSeq and is a predicted model, not a curated record.
GCCGUAGCAUCUGUGCUCCUGAACCUCACUGAGCUCGAGUCCCAGAUAAAAAACAAUUUAUAACAAUGGGGAAACAGAAAGAAACCAUCAGGAAAAUUCAAGACUUAUUCCGUAUAAGAAACAUGCUGGUAAAACAAUGCCUUGCUGAAUGUCUGGGGACUUUAAUUCUCGUGCUGUUUGGCUGCGGGGCACUGGCACAGAUCACUCUCAGUCGGGGAACGCACGGAGCCUUUCUAACAGUCAACUUAGCCUUCGGAUUUGCGGUGACUCUUGGUGUGCUUGUGGCCGGUCAAGUGUCGGGAGCUCACCUGAAUCCUGCUGUGACCUUUGCUUUGUGUCUACUUGCUCGUGAGCCCUGGAUCAAAUUUCCCCUUUUCUCUUUGGCACAAAUAUUGGGUGGAUUUCUUGGAGCAGGUAUCAUCUUUGGAUUAUAUUUUGAUGCAAUUUGGCUCCAUGGUAAUAACCAUCUGAUAGUAAUGGGACCUAAUGCUACUGCUGGGAUAUUUGCGACUUACCCGUCUGAACACUUGACUUUAAUCAAUGGUUUCUUUGAUCAGCUGAUUGGCACAGCAGCUCUCAUCGUCUGUAUCCUUGCCAUUGUGGAUCCAUUCAACAACCCGGUGCCAAAGGGAGUGGAGGCCUUCACUAUUGGCUUUGUGGUUCUGGUAAUCGGCUUGGCAAUGGGCUUUAACUGUGGCUACGCUGUGAACCCAGCCAGAGAUUUUGGACCUCGCUUGUUUACCUCACUGGCUGGCUGGGGCACCAAAGUCUUCAGUGCUGGAAACUACUGGUUUUGGGUGCCCAUUCUAGCCCCGCUCCUUGGUGCAGUGCUUGGUAUUCUGGUUUACCAGCUGAUGGUUGGCAUACACACCGAACCCGAAGAAAACCAUUCAUCCAGUGCAGAAGAAAGAAUAAAACUGGCCAACAUGAAGCCGAAAGAAAACUGCUGAUGACAACUGGAGAAAACUGGCUUUAAAACGAAGACUGAAUUCAACAAUUGGCCAAAUUCUGGAAACUCUGAAGUACCUGGAAAAUAGAAUAAAUCUAGACUCAGUUCCUACUCCAUCAUUUCUUUUGUGCACAGCUCAGGAAAAUGGGCAGAAAACAAUUUGAGAUGUCUCAACGACGUGAUAAAGGCCUAUAUCAAAUGCAAGGAUUUUUAUUAUCAUUUCACUUCAACACUGUAUAUAAGCUGGACUUCACUUGUUCCAACGCAAAACACAUACUUUCACUUUUUAUUACUACUAUUUCUGCUUUAUUUUUGUGUAAUAACUCUUUAUCCUUUAUUGCCUUUGUGUAACAUUUCUGUUUUAUCCAAUAAAGGAUUGGGGAAAAUUG